AUGACGUUUUCAGUAGAUCUCCGCUGGCGAGCUAUUGUCUUAGUUUACGUGUACAAUAUCGAUAGAAGUACGGUAAGUAGUGUUCUUGGUGUAUCUGCACGAAGCCAAGAGCGUUGGUACACCCAAUUCCGAAAAACUGGUAACGUCUCCAGCGAGCGAAAGAAAAAAAAUAAAACCUCGAGAUGGCCGCCAGACGUGUGCAACUUCGUCAAGAAAUACGUGACGGCUAAUCCGUGCUUCUACUUCGAAGAGCUCCGUGAGGAACAACGCGCCAACUUCAGUGAUCUUCUCAACAUUUCGGACUCGUCAAUUUGCCGUGCACUUCGCUUCGACCUCGGCCUGACCCGUAAAGUACUGACAAAGCGUGCUAGUGAAAGCAUUCCCCGUGAGAGACGAGAGUAUGUUCAGCGCCUACUGCCCUACUAUUGUGGACCGGACCAACGCGUUUCGUUGACGAAACGUCGAAGGACGCUAGGUAUGCAAGCAAUGACUAUUAAUCAAUUUGAUUCAAGGUUAUUUUACUAA
Messenger RNA from Phytophthora nicotianae INRA-310, 525 nucleotides. RefSeq lists its product as hypothetical. The record is from RefSeq and is a predicted model, not a curated record. Bases 1 to 525 code for a protein of 174 amino acids. Lineage: Eukaryota; Oomycota; Peronosporomycetes; Peronosporales; Peronosporaceae. The transcript has a single exon.